CUUGGCACUGAUGGUUGUUUUAAGACAAUGAUCGCUAAAACAGUCAUGUUUCAUGGUUGGCUCCAUGCUUUCACACCCACUCAGCUGAAGGAGGGUUUAAUCCACUCACAGUUUACUGUUCAGGACUUUGACUCACAAACUCCAAACUCUGCACCAAACAGCAUACAGAGCCCCUCCUCCAUCAUGUCCCUCCUCACCCACCUGCUGGCCUGCCUCUUCGGUAUGGGCUCCUGGGUCUCCAUCAACGGCCUGUGGGUGGAGCUGCCCCUCCUGGUCCCUCAGAUCCCAGAGGGCUGGUACCUGCCCUCCUACCUGUCCGUCCUCAUCCAGAUGGCCAACAUCGGUCCUCUCUUCGUGACUCUGAUGCACCGGUUCCGGCCCGGCGUUCUGAAUGAGUCCGCCGUCAUCUACCUGAUCGUCGCCAUGGGGACGGUGGCGACCUUCCUGCUGGCUUUCUUCUGGAAGGAGACGGUGGUGGUGGCGGGUUUCCCUCGCAGCGUGGCCCUCCUGGUGUUGACCUUCUUCCUGGCUGCGGUCGACUGCACCUCCUCCGUCACUUUCCUGCCCUUCAUGAUGAGGCUCAAACCGGAGUAUUUGACCACCUACUACAUCGGGGAGGGGGUCAGCGGGUUACUGCCUGCUCUGGUGGCUUUGGUCCAGGGGGUCGGGGUGGUCCACUGCAUCAACAGUACACAGUCUCUGAACCACAGCUUAAACACCUCCAACUCAAACGCUGUGACCUUUGACCUCCAGGCCCAGUACCAGCCCGCCAACUUCUCCGUUGAGGUGUUCUUCUUCUUCUUGAGUGCCAUGAUGCUCGUUUGCCUGGUGGCCUUUCUCCUGCUGAACUACCACCCCGCUGUGGCCAGAGAGCCCCCCAACGGCCGCUACACCAACGGGGUCAAAGCCAAGUCUCAGAGCAACAGGAAGUGGUCUGAGCAGAAGUCCAUGAUGGAGCCGUUCAGACCCGUACAGCAGAAGCGCAGGAGCAGCUUCGGUACAGGGGCGUACAGCUGGAUGCAGGUGGUCUACAUCUUCGUGGUCCUGGCCUGGACCAACGCUCUGACCAACACGGUGCUGCCCUCGGUGCAGUCGUACUCCUGCUUGCCCUACGGGAACAACGCCUACCACCUAUCAGCCACCAUGGCCGCUGUGUCCAACCCCCUCGCCUGCUUCAUCGCCAUGUUCUUCCCCAUAAGGUCUCUGCUGCUGAUGGGGGCUCUGACAGUGGUGGGCAGUGGAGUUGGAGCUUACAUUAUGUUCACUGCAGUGUUGAGUCCGUGUCCAGUCCUGGUCCAUGAUGUGUCCGGUGGGGUCAUCAUAGUGUUGGCCUGGAUCCUCUUUGUCCUCACUCUGUCCUAUGUGAAGGUGAUAAUAGGUGUGAUCCUGCGUGACGAAGGCCACAGCGCCCUGGUGUGGUGUGGAGCAGUGGUGCAGUUGGGCUCCCUGCUGGGGGCCAUCACCAUGUUCCCACUGGUCAGCGUCUUCAACUUCUUCUCAUCCGGAGACCCCUGCAACACAACAUGUCCCUGAAAACAGACGUCACCGUUUGGAGGAUAUUUAUUGUUUUUGUUGGUUUAUUUACUAGAAAACAAAUCCGGAACUGUCACUGAGCCUUAUCUGACCCACUGCUUUUAACGAUUCAAUUCAUGGACAGGAUGAAAAUGUUGGAUAUGUCAACAGAGUGAGUUUAUUUUAUAUAAUUAAAUAUGUAAAUAGAGCUGUUUUGACAACUAACCCAAAAGGACCCAGUGUUACUUUUAUGGCAGUU
Sphaeramia orbicularis (orbiculate cardinalfish) is the source of this 1771-nucleotide messenger RNA. It is a transcript of the gene slc52a3-2a, whose product is annotated as solute carrier family 52 member 3-2a. Lineage: Eukaryota; Metazoa; Chordata; Actinopteri; Kurtiformes; Apogonidae. The transcript has 4 exons. Gene Ontology annotation, biological process: riboflavin transport. The coding region runs from base 28 to 1533 and encodes 501 amino acids. Gene Ontology annotation, cellular component: plasma membrane. The record is from RefSeq and is a predicted model, not a curated record. Gene Ontology annotation, molecular function: riboflavin transmembrane transporter activity.